UCCCUUCCUCCCUCGAGCACGCUGCUGCUGUGACGCACACACGCACGCAAGGCUCACGAAGCAAGCAAGUGAGCAACUGGGAUUUCUUCACAGAUGGAUACGGGGCGCCAGACAGGAAGUGGUGCUUGUUGUGUUACAGUAGAAUAAUAACAACAAUAAUAACAACAACAGCAACACCGUAACUGAAUGAUUCUGUUUGAGAUCGGCGUCUAGUUUGCAGACUCACAGUAUAUCUGUUUUAUCUGCACAGCUUGCCACAGAGAUCCAUUAAGAAGCAGCAGCUAUGGAAUCCACACUUGCUUUUUGCAAUUGCAAUUGAAAUCGAUUGAUUGCAGGAUAUUCCGCGGCACCACCAAUUCAAUCACACAAUAUAAUCGAAAUACUGUUUUUAUUGUGUGCGGCUGCUUGAGACCCCAGUGCCCGGACUAUGCUUGCUGGUCGCGGUACGACGGGUCCCAGUCGUGUCUGUUGUCUUUGCAAAGUAAAGGAAGAGCCUCCAGCGGCCGGCAGCGCGUUGUCUCGCUGAUCGAGGAGUGUUUUUUUCGGGAGCCGCGGAGGAGACGAGCGCCGGGGCCGAUGCGGACAGUCCGGCGACGGGAACGCGACGAGCCGCUAGACCAGCAGCCAUGCAGCCGCAGCAAAUCUACGACUUCUCCGGGGAAGAAAACAGCCACAAAUGGAGAGGCCUUUUCGUGCCAGCUCUCCGAAAGGUCCAGCUGCAGGUUCAUCCCAAUCUCUCAGCCAAAGAGGACGCCCUUCAGUACAUCGAGGAGCUGAUUCUGCAGCUCCUGAGCAUGCUCUGUGUAGCACAGCCGCGCACAGUCCAGGACGUCGAGGAGCGUGUUCAGAAGACGUUCCCUCAUCCCAUUGACAAGUGGGCCAUCGCCGACGCGCAGUCCGCCAUCGAGAAGCGCAAGAGGAGGAACCCCCUGCUGCUGCCUGCAGACAAGAUGCACCCGCUGCUGAAGGAGGUCCUCGGCUAUAAAAUCGACUACCACGUGUCCCUGUACAUUGUGGCUGUGCUGGAGUACAUCUCCGCCGACAUCCUGAAGCUCGCUGGGAACUACGUGGGCAACAUCCGGCACUACGAGAUCAGCCAGCAAGACAUCAAGGUGUCCAUGUGUGCCGACAAGGUGCUGAUGGAUAUGUUUGACCAGGACGAGGACAUGGGGCUGGUGUCUCAGUGCAUGGACGAGCCCUCCUGCCCGGGGGAGCUCUCCUACGAUGACCUGGUGCGCACGGAGAUCGCCGAGGAGCGCCAGUACCUGCGCGAGCUCAACCUCAUCAUCAAGGUGUUCCGCCACGCCUUCUCCAACACCAGGCUCUUCACACCUCUUGAUAUCGAGGUGAUCUUCAGCAACAUCCUGGACAUCCACGAGCUGACGGUGAAGCUGCUGGGGCUGAUCGAGGACGCGGUGGAGAUGACGGCUGAGGGCAGCCCGCACCCCCUCGUCGGAAGCUGCUUCGAGGACCUGGCGGAGGAGCAAGCGUUUGAUCCGUACGAAACCCUGUCCCAGGACAUCCUCUCCCGGCAGUUCCACGAGCAUUUCAGCAGCCUGAUGGCCAGGCCUGCAGUGGCUCUUCACUUCCAGUCGAUCGCGGAGGGGUUCAAGGAGGCGGUCCAGUACGUCCUCCCUCAGCUCAUGAUGGUCCCAGUCUACCACUGUUUGCACUACUUCGAGCUGCUGCAGCAAUUGCAAGAGCGAAGCAAGGACCAAGAAGACAGGGAGUGUUUGAAACAGGCCAUCACCGCCCUCCUUAAUCUGCAGUGCAGCAUGGAGAGGAUCUACAGCAAGAACCUGCCGCGACGCAAGCCAGGGGAGCCCAUGUACCGCCUGUACGGCCGGCAGGUGCGGAGCAAGCAGCUGGCCAUCAAGAGGAUGAACGAGAUCCAGAAGAGCAUCGACGGCUGGGAGGGCAAGGACAUCGGGCAGUGCUGCAGCGAGUAUAUCCUGGAGGGCCCCCUGUGCCACACGGGGGCCAAGCACGAGCGCCACCUCUUCCUGUUCGACGGGCUGAUGAUCAGCUGCAAGGCCAACCACGGCCAGUCCUCCCGGCUGCCCGGCUCCGGCAGCGGCGCUGAGUACCGGCUCAAGGAGAAGUUCGUCCUGCGCAAGGCGCGCAUUUCCGACCGCGAGGACACGGCCGAGCUGCGGCACAGCUUCGAGAUCGCGGGCCGGGAGGAGGGCGGCGUGGUGUUCUGGGCCAAGGGCGCGGAGGAGAAGGGGGCGUGGAUGGCAGCCCUGGUGUCUCUGCAGUACCGCGGCACGCUGGAGCGUAUGCUGGACGCAGUGCUGCUGAGCGAGGAGGAGGCCCAGCCCCUGCGCCUGCCCUCCCCGGAGCUGUACCGCUUCGCAGUGCAGGACUCGGAGGAGAACAUCGUGUUCGAGGAGCGCGUGCAGAGCAAGACCGGCACGCCCGUCGUGAAGGCGGGCACCGUGGUCAAGCUGAUAGAGAGGCUGACCUUCCACAUGUAUGCAGACCCCAAUUUCGUGCGCACUUUCUUGACGACGUAUCGUUCGUUCUGCAAACCACAUGAGCUGCUGAGCUUGUUGAUGGACAGGAUUGAGAUCCCGGAUUCCGAGCCCUCCGAGGCGGACAAGCAGGCUCUGUUGAACGGGGAGCAGCCGAUGGCGGCUGAGCUUCAGAGGUUCCGCAAGGAGUACGUCCAGCCAGUGCAGCUCCGGGUUCUGAAUGUAUUUCGGCAGUGGGUGGAGCAUCACUUUUACGACUUUGAGAGAGACCAUGACCUGCUGCACAGACUGGAAAAAUACAUCUCCAGCCUGAUUCAACUCCGCGGGAAGUCCAUGCGGAAGUGGGUGGAGUCCAUUAACAAGAUCAUCAAGAGGAAGAUCCAGACGCAGCUGAACGGAGUGAGCCACAACAUCACCUUCGAGAGCCCGCCCCCACCGGUGGAGUGGCACAUCAGCCGCAGCGGCCAGACCGACACCUUCGACCUCAUGACCCUUCACCCCAUCGAGAUCGCACGCCAGCUCACCCUGCUCGAGUCUGACCUCUACAGAGCCGUUCAGCCCUCGGAGCUGGUGGGGAGCGUGUGGACCAAAGAAGACAAAGAGCUCAACUCUCCCAACCUGCUCAAGAUGAUCCGACACACCACCAACCUCACGCUGUGGUUUGAGAAGUGCACCGUGGAGGCUGAGAACUGUGAUGAGAGGGUAGCUGUGUUCACACGGAUCAUCGAGAUCCUGCAGGUAUUCCAGGAGCUGAACAACUUCAACGGCGUGCUGGAGAUCGUCAGUGCCAUCAACUCUGUGCCUGUGUACAGACUGGACCACACCUUCGAGGCGGUGCCGGAGAGGAAGAGGAAGAUCUUGGAGGAAGCGGUGGAACUCAGUCAGGACCAUUUCAAGAAGUACCUGGCCAAGCUCAAGUCAAUCAACCCUCCUUGUGUGCCUUUCUUUGGGAUUUAUCUCACCAACAUCCUGAAGACUGAAGAAGGGAACCCUGACUUUCUCAAGCGCCACGGGAAGGAGCUCAUCAACUUCAGCAAGCGCCGGAAAGUGGCCGAGAUCACAGGGGAGAUCCAGCAAUACCAGAACCAGCCAUACUGCCUGCGCGUGGAGCACGAUAUCAGGAAGUUCUUUGAGAACCUGAACCCCAUGGGCUCCAUGAGUGAGAAGGAGUUUUCAGACUACCUGUUCAACAAGUCCCUGGAGAUAGAGCCCCGCAACUGCAAGCAGCCGCCUCGAUUUCCCAGAAGGACCCUGUAUUCCCUGAAGUCCCCGGGUAUCCGGCCCGUGCGCCACACCUCCACCUCAGGGACCCUGAAGGGGCACCCCGUCCCGCUGGAGAGAGAGCCCCCCCACAAAAUCACCUUCCGCAGCAUCGCUGAGACAGAGCCUGAGAUACCGGCCACGGUGCCCGCCUCCCCCAACACCCCCCCCACCCCCCCGCAGUCCGCCUCCUCCUCCUCCGAGCUGGGCUCCGUGUUCCUGGACAUCGACCUCAGCAGCUCCUGCGGUAACAGCAGCAUGUUUGCUCAAGUUCUCUUGCCACAUUCAAAGUGGCACUCCAGUUCCUGUGGGAGUCUCAACCGGCUCAGCGAGGAGCUUCUGAGACCGCCGCCACCCCUCCCUCCGCGCAGGAGAGACACCCUCACAGAGUCCAAGAUGGGUCCCUGGUGGUCGGACAGCCCUCCAGCCAUCCCCCCCAGACUGCCUCCUACUCUGUCCAGGACCCAGCCCCGAGUGUCUGUCUACAAUGGGCCCAGCGAGGGCCCCCUGCCCAGCCCACCUCCCCCUCCUCCCAGGGACCCCCUGCUGGACACCACUCAUCCCGUGCCCACGCGGCCGCCCGAGAUCUUCAUCAACUACCCCCUGAACCUCCAGCCGUCCCCUGUGGGGCGCUUCCACUGGGAGUUCAGCCACAGCACCCCCGGCUCCCCCAACACCUCGCCUGGCACGCCCUCCCCCCGCGUCCCCCGUCGCUGCUGCCCGCUCAGCGCCAGCCAGACCAACCUGUGCCAGCUCCCACCCCCUCCUCUGGCGCCCCCAGUGCCCCCCAGACAGAACUCCAGCCCCCAGCUCCCCAAGCUCCCGCCAAAGACCUACAAGAGGGAGCUCGCUCACUCACCCCUGCACAGACUGCUGCCGUUGGAGAGCGCAGAGACCAGCCAGUGAGGCUGCCCCCAGGCACACAGCCCCCUGCAGGGGGGAGAAGACACUGCAGUGUGAAUUGCAUUGGGGUGCACUGUGUUCGGCUGCUUUGGGGUGGUGGGUUGCAUUCUGUUCGUCCUCGCAGUUUGAAAUCACACUGGAAAGAAGUGACAAUGCCUUGUGGAGUGUUAUUUUAAAUAUUUUUUCCUCAAAAAAAAAAAAAAAGACUAUUGUAUCGAUACAGAUUCUUCUCUUUUUUUGUCUUUUUUUUAUUAUUUUUUUUUAAAGCUUUUCAAAAAAAGUUUAAAAAUGCUACUGAUUGUAAAAAGUUCUCUUUUCUUAUUUUUUUUAAGGAAGACUGUGCUCCACUUCCUUGCUGUGCCUUUCUCCUUUCCUCCCUCUUUCUCUCCCCCUCCCUCUUGUUCUCACCCCCUUCUCUCUCCUCUCCUCUCCUCUCCCUCUCUCACACACCCUGGCACACCGCCUCUCAGGGGAUCAGGAGCUUUGCCUUGACUCCAAGCCUGCAGUGCCAACAACACAGCAGUGCCAGUACAAGCUCCUGUAGGACUGUAAACCACCUAUUACUCUGCAAUGAAUAGUAAUGUGUGAGUAAGAUGCUGUUGCCAUGGAUUCGUGUCCCCCCAGAGACGAUUGAAACUGUAUGCCUCCCUGUGGCAUUCAGCACCUUAGGGGGUGCAAUACCAGAUAGUGUGCAUUGGACGAUGGCCGAGGAAAGCGCCCUAUAAAAACCAUGGUUAAUUAUCAGUAUACCUGCUGACUGGAAUAUGCAACAGAAUAUUUUUCAGCUCAACCCCACAAUCAAGGCUCGAGCUGAGGGAUUGAAGGAGGAGAUCUUAGCUGGGGUGAGCCUUGCACUCCACAGCAACCAGCCUUGAAAUUCACCAGAACAAGCAGCAGUACAUUCAGUCAGUCAGUCACACGCACACUGCUGCUGGACACGUUUGUAACAGCGUGUUUUAAAGAGUGACUUGGUCUGGGUCUGACGUAUCGAGAGAUACCCGAAUGAAGAAUCCUCCUCCUUUAGAUUCACGGCAGUCAUCACAUUCUUUUAUUUUCACAUUACAAAACUACCUGAAAAAAUCUCCUUUAAUAUAUUUUUGAACAAUGCAAAAGAAAUUAUUGAAAAACAUUUUGUGUUCUCAUAGCAACAUUUUUUUAUUGAUAGAUAGAUAGCUUGCCAUGCAAUCAACCUUUCGCUAUGUUAGUAUGUUGCACUGAGCCAUUGCAGGAAGAUUGCGUCUUUGCAGGACCAGAAAUCCUCUUAUUUAAGCUCCAGUAGUGGCCUUCAGUCUUCAGAGGUGAAAUCAGACGAGGAGGAGGAGGAGAGACUCUGGGAAGAGAUGCUCCUGCUGUCCGGACUCUGGGAAGAGAUGCUCCUGCUGUCCGGACUCUGGGAAGAGAUGCUCCUGCUGUCCGGACUCUGGGAAGAGAUGCUCCUGCUGUCUGGACUCUGGGAAGAGAUGCUCCUGCUGUCCAGACUCUGGGAAGAGAUGCUCCUGCUGUCUGGACUCUGGGAAGUGCAGGAGAUUUCUGAGCAGCCCGGAUCUGUGGAACUUGCCUGCUGAUGUUGUGGAAGCUCUGUAACGGGAUGUCUUAAACCCCUCCCAGUGUGUGCUGCUGCAGACAAAACACUACAGACUGAGUGUGUUUUAUUUUUGUUACAGAUACAUUAACAAUGUAGGCUUAACCUUCUGAAAUUCUGAAACGAAGACUAUCCAAAAAAUGCACUAGUACUACUAAUGUCAUUGUUAUAAUUAUUGUUAUUAUUACUGCAGUUCAGAAGCUGGGUUAUCCUAACGUAAGCCAUUUUUGGGGAAUAGAAUUUGAUAAGCAACACAUGCUUCUCAUUGUGCCUGUUUAUUUAUAUCUCAAUCAAGGUGUACACAAUGAAUCUAAAAUGGGUUGCCUAACCUAAUUAACGUUUAGAACAAAACUUUACACCACAAAUGGUGAUUUGGUGUGGGUGUGUAUAUAAUAUAUACACACACACAUACAAAUAUAUAUAUAUAUACUGUAUGUGUGUGUGUGCGCAAUGCUCCCUUCAGAGUCCCCAGCGAAGACCGGCCUACUUCACACAGCCAGGACGUGACCCUCCCUGCGCUGUGUGGCCCGUCCUGCGCUGUGUGGCCCUCCCUGCGCUGUGUGACUCGCUCUGUGCACCGUGCACCACGCAGCUGCUCUUCUAACAGGUGAGCCACUCGGAGACCCCCCCCCCCCCCCCCCAUCAGUUUUAAUUAAAAACAACAACAAAAAAUAGGUAGGGUUUGAAAUCGAGGACACGUCCUCAGUCUUCUACGUUUUCUUAAAGUAAGCCUUGUCUUAUCUCUCUCCCUGUCUCCCUGUCUCGCUCUACCUGGCUCUCUCUUUCUGCCUCCUCUCCCUGUCUGUCUCUCUCUUCCUGGCUGUACCUGUCUGUCUCUCUCUCCCUGGCUGUACCUGUCUGUCUCUCUCUCCCUGGCUGUACCUGUCUCUCUCUUUCUGCCUCCUCUCCCUCGUUGAUUUUGUACAGUGGUGGAAAUCACUUUUUUUAUUUAAUGGUCUGUGGCCUUUUAACUGUGCUUUGUAAUCAUGUUCUCAUUGAGAUUAAUGAAAUAAACCACCCCAGUCUUAACUUUGACAUGUUUGCACUCCGUGCCUCGGUUAUAAGAGCUUGAAUUCCCUGUGCAAUGACUGUUACGCAGAAGAUUUGAGGGGGGGUAUUGUAUUCAUGGUUUUGUUUUUAUGAUUGUUAUAAAUGUGUCACUGGUUUUAUUUGAAUAAAGGUGAAUCUGUUUGGAAUUGAAA
This is a messenger RNA of Acipenser ruthenus (sterlet), 7421 nucleotides long. Its product is annotated as son of sevenless homolog 2-like. The record is from RefSeq and is a predicted model, not a curated record. Gene Ontology annotation, biological process: positive regulation of GTPase activity; Ras protein signal transduction. Gene Ontology annotation, molecular function: protein heterodimerization activity; guanyl-nucleotide exchange factor activity. NCBI's taxonomy places the organism in Eukaryota, Metazoa, Chordata, Actinopteri, Acipenseriformes, Acipenseridae. The transcript is spliced from 24 exons. Bases 627 to 4640 code for a protein of 1337 amino acids. Gene Ontology annotation, cellular component: plasma membrane.